UGAGAGGACCACGGAGGAUAAGGCCAGGCGAGGAGACCAUGGAUGGCAUCACACGUGAGGCAAAAGAAAGACACCUACUUUGGUGAUGGACAGAGGAAAAAGGACUGGCAUAACAAAGAAGCUAUCAGGAGGGACUCUGAGCGUGUAGGAAAUGGAGAACAGGGAAAACCUUACCCUAUGACGGAUGCAGAGCGAGUGGACCAGGCGUAUAGGGAAAAUGGCUUUAAUAUCUUUGUGAGUGAUAAAAUUUCUCUGAAUCGUUCCCUUCCAGACAUCAGGCAUCCAAACUGCAAGAAUAAGCUGUACCUGGAGAAGCUGCCAAACACCAGUGUGAUAAUACCUUUCCACAACGAGGGAUGGUCCUCUCUCCUCCGGACGGUGCACAGUGUCCUGAACCGCUCCCCUCCUGAGCUGAUCGCGGAGAUCGUGCUGGUGGAUGACUUCAGUGACAGAGAACACUUGAAGAAACGCCUGGAAGAUUAUAUGGCCCAGUUCCCAAAUGUAAGAAUCCUCCGAACCAAAAAGAGAGAAGGGCUGAUAAGAACUCGGAUGCUGGGAGCCUCGGUGGCCAUUGGGGAUGUCAUCACCUUCUUGGAUUCCCACUGCGAGGCCAACGUGAACUGGCUGCCUCCUCUGCUGGAUCGCAUUGCCCGAAACCGCAAGACUAUCGUUUGCCCUAUGAUCGAUGUUAUUGAUCAUGACCACUUUGGAUAUGAGACUCAGGCUGGAGACGCAAUGCGAGGUGCAUUUGACUGGGAGAUGUAUUACAAGAGGAUCCCUAUUCCUCCUGAGUUACAGAAACUUGAUCCCAGUGAUCCUUUUGAGUCUCCUGUAAUGGCUGGAGGACUGUUUGCAGUCGAUAGAAAGUGGUUCUGGGAGCUGGGAGGGUAUGAUGCAGGUCUGGAGAUAUGGGGAGGAGAGCAGUAUGAAAUAUCCUUUAAGGUAUGGAUGUGUGGGGGUCGCAUGGAGGACAUCCCUUGCUCUAGAGUUGGUCAUAUCUACAGAAAAUAUGUUCCGUACAAGGUUCCAACAGGAGUCAGCCUGGCAAGAAACCUGAAGCGAGUGGCUGAGGUGUGGAUGGAUGAAUACGCAGAGUACAUUUACCAGCGCAGACCGGAGUACCGGCAUCUCUCUGCAGGGGACGUCGCCGCUCAGAAGGAACUUCGCAACAACCUCAACUGCAAAAGCUUCAAGUGGUUCAUGAACGAGGUCGCGUGGGACUUGCCAAAGUUCUACCCACCAGUGGAACCUCCGGCAGCUGCCUGGGGAGAGAUACGCAACGUAGGAACCGGACUGUGUGUGGAUACCAAGCACGGAGCCCUGGGAUCCCCACUGAGGCUGGAAAACUGUGUGAAGGACAGAGGAGAGACAGCAUGGAACAACGUGCAGGUAUUCACCUUCAGCUGGAGAGAAGACAUCCGUCCUGGGGAUCCUCAGCACACCAAGAAGUUUUGUUUUGAUGCCAUUUCCCACAACAGCCCUGUCACCCUCUAUGAUUGUCAUGGAAUGAAGGGGAACCAGCUCUGGAGAUACCGGAAAGACAAGACUCUCUACCAUCCAGUAAGCAGCAGCUGUAUGGACUGCAGUGAGAGUGACCGAAAGAUCUUUAUGAAUAGCUGCAACCCUUCAUCUCCAACACAGCAGUGGAUAUUUGAACAUACAAACUCAACCGUCUUGGAAAAAUUUAACAGAAAUCUUGAUCUUUAAAAGACUGAGAAAUAUAUAUAUAUUUUACAAUUAUAGUUUUUACUGGGGAGGGUUACAAAAAAUUUUUUUAAGAAUACUUUUUUUUAAACAGUUAAUGAAGGUAAAAGGGAGAAUCUUAGGAGAAGGUUAACUAGCAGGCCAGUCUUUAUUGCAAAGAUGCUGCAUCCUUCUCUUCUGGGGAUGGUGGAAUUUUAAAGGCUUUGCCAGAGCCACUUCUGUGCUGAGACUGAACAGAAACUCUGUUUUUAGAGGAGUCUGAAUGUGAUUCAAACUGCUUUGUUUUGGUUUGGUUCGGUUUUGCCUUUUUUUUUGUUUUGUUACAUUUCCCACCUGGGUCUGGUGUUAAAUGAUUUUGUUAUCCGGGACCCUCCAGGACUUUUUGUAGCUGCUAAACUACUCGCUGAAGCAUUCCCAUGUAGGUGCUUUAUUUUCCAAAGUCCAUCUAAGCAAAAUCUUGAACACAAGAUUUAAUCCUCUGACCAUCAUAGACAUGAAAAAAAAAAAGGGCCAUCAAAACGUAAGAUGAAAUUACUAUUUUUUUUGCCCUAAACCAAAAUAUAUUUCAAACAGGUUGAGUGUUAUUACUUUCCAAAUCAUAGCUCUGAUAAAGGAAUGAGCUGUAGUAGAAGUGCAGCCAAGUGUUGGGAAGAUUGCUGCAGUUAUUAAUGAUGAGGAAUCUGGGUUUCUGGUCCAUUCACUUUGCAGUCAGUUUGUCACUCACUGUUGAAUCUUCAAGGUGAAAGAUGAGCAGAGGGUUUUUCAAGUAAGCACAGUUCUUACAGGUGUCGAUUUUUGCUAAGAGCCUUUGGGUAUCAUGUUCCACAUUUCCCUCUCAUUCAGAGUCUUUUUAGUACAGAUACGUCUAGGGUUUCUCAGAGUUAAAUCUACUACAUGAAGGCAACUUCCAUUUUUCCUUUAGAGGUUUGAAAGCUAACUUAAUUCGCAGUUGGUGUGAGCAGAUUAAUUCAGGAUAAUUAAGUCAGGGCUGCGAUGAGCCAUUGGUCUUUAUCCAUUUGUCCUUUAGUCUGUAGUUUGUUGCAGUCAUGAGGUCUGUAGUGAGUGGUGUUCCAGCCUUGUGGGAAGAUGCCAUUAGUCUCUCCUCCCUUCCCCACAUCCACAGCACUGUAUGCUUUACUGUGACUGGAAAUCUGUUUGCUUAAGCAGAGAUGUGGGAUUGAUGGGCCCAUUUCACUAACACCCUGUCCCUUGUUAAGUCCCUUAGCAGUGCAAGGUGUUACCCUUCUGGUUUGAUGCAGGAUCUGCCAGACACUGAAAGGGAAUUGUCUCAUCCCGGGAGCUGGAAAAAAGUACUGACUCUAAAGGAUGAAUGGAGGACCGUUGGUUUCAAGUCUAUCUGAACUGAGUGUUUAAAAAAAACCCCACACUGGUUAAAAAUUAA
Molecule: messenger RNA, 3106 nt
Organism: Calidris pugnax (ruff)
Lineage: Eukaryota; Metazoa; Chordata; Aves; Charadriiformes; Scolopacidae
Gene: GALNT10
Product: polypeptide N-acetylgalactosaminyltransferase 10
Exons: 12
Coding region: 43-1707 (554 amino acids)
Cellular component (GO): Golgi apparatus
Source: RefSeq, a predicted model, not a curated record